Ruditapes philippinarum (Manila clam) is the source of this 4634-nucleotide messenger RNA. Its product is annotated as bridge-like lipid transfer protein family member 1. Gene Ontology annotation, biological process: synaptic vesicle endocytosis. The record is from RefSeq and is a predicted model, not a curated record. Bases 106 to 819 code for a protein of 237 amino acids. NCBI's taxonomy places the organism in Eukaryota, Metazoa, Mollusca, Bivalvia, Venerida, Veneridae. The transcript has 5 exons.
GGAACUCAUAUUGUGCAGGACCUUACAUUCUAUGUGGGUCAUGACCUCACAUCUCACCAGGAGAAGAAUGUGGCAAACGUUCUGAAGAUCUCACGAGGACAUUCCAUGCUACCGACAUUUACUAAUGCCCAUGAGUGGUUCCAUUAUGCCUUCUCUAACACAGAAAUUAAAGAUCUCGACUCAUUUCCAAGAAUGCAACGUGCUGGUAUUGAGAGUCCAUCAGAUUAUCGUAAACGUAAAUACAUGGAUUAUAAUCAUGAUUGUGAGAUGAUAUUUGCCUUACCAUCUCUACAAUUACAGCUUAGAACCACACAUCAACAGUCAGAACAGGAACCAGUCGAUGAUGAUCCAAAACCAGUUGUAGAGUGUAGUUUUGUGCCCGAAUUUGAGGACCAUAUUUAUGUUGCCAUGGAUGCAGAAGUUUUCCUAUUCUUACAUGACCUUGUCAUGGCAUAUAUUUCUGAAAAAGAUAAAGGUGCUCGUUCAUCAGUAGCAGGGACAUGUGGCAAGUCGGCAAAGAAAAAGGAAAUAAUUGAUCCAGUAAUCGUGUUACAACAAGACUGGCGAGAAUAUGAAUGUAAAACAUGGCACAUGGAACCAACUGUCAGACUUCUUCACUGGGCCAGUAAGCAGAUAGAUCCUGUUGGUGUGGAUUAUAUUCUUCAGAAGCUUGGUUUUACCCAUGCCAGAGUUACAAUACCUAAAUGGAUGCAGCGAGGUUUCAUGGAUCCGUCUGAUAAAAUUCUUUCCAUGCUUGUUAACAAAAUGAUAGUCAUGUUACGGGAUGCCCCUAAUGCAGAAUCUCCUAAAAAGACUUGAAGUAACAUGAUGAAGUAACAUAAUUAAACAAAAGUGUUUACAUGAUGAUGAGACAUUAUUGUAUUAUGAAGUAACAUGAUUAAACCAAGAUAUGACCACCGGAACUUAUAACAUAAUUGUUCAUCUUUCCAGUGAACCAGUUUAAUUUUAUCUUGGAAUGUUCAUGUGCACGGUGAAGAACCAUAGUUUUAAAGAAAAGCAACAGGAUACCUAAAUAUUUCCUGUAACAAAGAAAUAAUUGUUUAUUUGAUCAGCUUUUUAAGUAGUUUUAUGAUAAAUUGUCCCUAUGAUUAUUGUUCAGUCAUGAAGUAAAGAUAACUUUUGUAAGAAAGAAGUACCAUGAUGUUAUGUGUCAUGUUAGUGAAAUAUAGUUUAUGUGAAUGUAGAUAAAGUGAAUCAUUUGUAAAAUAAACAGACAGUAUAUUUAAUCUCUAUGUUGUAUAUAGAAAAUUUUAAUCUGAAAGUGCUUUUAAACGAUUUUAUUUUGGACAUGUAAAAAGGUAUUGUAUCUCUAAAUUAUAACGAUAUUCAAGGACUGAAUCAAGGAUUUUAUUGAUAUUUUAAGAAACAAAUGUAUUCAGGAAUUAUCAUUCUAGUUAUAAAGAUUUUUCACAUGAUAUAUGACUUAGUAUAACCAGUUAUAAUCUUACAAUUAAUGAACCACAGUACAAUGAUUAUAUAGCAAAUUAAACCAGCUGUGUAUAAUUAUGGAUAAUACAAUUGUCCAAUUAAAAUUGAUAUUACAAUCAUGCAGUAUUAUAAUAUGUAUCUACAAAAUUUGUAUUCAUUAUUUUAAAUUGUCUUUCUGAUAACCCAGUAGUAAACUGGUCUGUGGUGUGACUUGAAUUCCUUUGAACAUGACAUAAUUUUACUAGGUGUUUAUAGGGUGUAGAUGUAUGUAAAUGUAAUAACAUUCUAAUUAGAGAAAUUAUAUGGCAAAAAAACUUAUUAAAAGUUAAUAGAUUUUGAAAUAUGCCUUUUUGGAGAACAUGUUAGAAAAAUAUACAUAUAAAUCAAACAAUCAGGCGUAAUAUUUUUGUUUUACAGCCUUUGUCUUUGACUUUGUACGACGUCCCUCGUAUAAAUCACACAAUUAGGUUUAGAUGAUGUGAUAGAGUAGCUGAGAAUCAUGUUAAUGUACAUGUACUUGUAUGUGAUUGUAAUUGAAUGAUACAUGCAGCUUUUUUGUUUGUUUGUAUUUACUGUUUUCAAAGCAAUCCUCGAACACUUAACAUCAGACAUUUGUUUUCUGUUAAUUCAAAUUAUGUUUUUAUAAGUAGUAUGUUUUUUUUUCACUAUUAUAUUGUUUGUUUUUAAAGAUAAAGAUUGUAAGUGUUGUGGUUUUACCUUAGAUGUUACUUUUCCAUUUGCUCAAUAAAUCAUUAUGUUAUUUCUGCAUAAUAUUCAGUUUCAUACCGUUUAUAACAUGUAGUAAUUAUAUUUAUUGUGUAGGUUAUUUUCGUAUUUUGUUUGUAAUAAGGAAAUUCUAUUUAUAGCAAUUGUAUUUAAAAUAUUUAUUAAGUGUUCCCUGCUUAAUUCUUUCAAUGAAUUUAUUAUGUUUUAAAAUUUGAGCAGUCUGUUUUGGAAUUUAAGGAAUUUCAUUAAAAAAAAAUAAAUAUAAAAAUAGAGUCUGGUAGAUUUUCAGAGGAGGCAUUACACUGUUGACUUACUUAUUUUAAUUUUAAUCAUGAUACCCCUUAUUUGACAAUGGACAGUUCCAGAAAAUGGAAUUUAGACCAGUCCAUUAAAGACUUCAGUCGGAUAAGGGCCGGUGAUUUCUUCUUAAAUAUAGAAAAUGAAAAUCAAUGUUUGAAGUGAAAUUUGCAAUGUUUGUUCUUUCUGUUUUGGGGUUAAAUUAUUGGAAAGUCUAUUAUAAUUUUACAAUUGUAAAUAAAUGGCUAGGCUCUCUUUGUACAUAUGAAAUCUGCAUAUUUUAAAAACUAUAUUCGUAGUUUGGUUGUAUUGUUUUAUUUUAUAUUUUCGUGAUAUUGCAAAUAUCAGAAAUAUGUCCUGGUUUAUAUUCUGAAGUCGAGGAUGGCUGGGGUAACAAGUAUAUACCUGUCAAAGUGCAAUACUGUAUAGAUUUUAAGACUUCUGGUUUUUUGUUCUGUCAUGCUUUAUAUUGGAUUUUUUUUCUGUUUGUUAUAUGAUUCCAUUUGCAUUUAUUAUUACCUCUAAGUAACUUUAUGUUCUGUUGUGUCACAAAUUUUACCAUUUUUUAUAUAUUUUUUUUUGGCUCUUAAAAUUGUCCAACACAAUAUUUCAUUGGAUACCUUGGUCUUGUACAAGGAUUAUAGACAGUGACAUUAAUUUGUAAAGGGUAACUUUAUUCAUUCAAGAUUUAUAUAAAUUAUAAUCAAUUUCUGUAUUUAGCUGCUGCAUUAUCCGCUAGAAGUAAUUUCAAUUUUUCUGAUAAAUUACCAUCUCCCUUGACAAAGGAGCAAAUAAUUAAUUCUCCAGUGAGAACAAAAAUAAUUGCGAAAGAAAAUAAUUGUUUUCCUUGACAAUAUAUACCAAUUAUUUUCUGCCUCAACAAUAGAAUUAAUCAUUGUCUCUCUUUAAAAUACAGUAUUUUAAUAAUCUUACUUAGCAACUGAACGAAAAUCAUUGUCUUCCCUAGCAACACAUUAAAGUAAUUGAUUUAUUAGCAACACAAUAGAUUUAGUGUCUGUCUUAGCAUCACUUAGGAAGAAAGUUAAAUAAUCGUCUCUUAGAAAAGUUGUGCCCAUGGAUGAGUGGUUUAUGUGGUUUACUUCAAACCACUUGCUUCUCAUCUCUGUAGGUCGAAUCCUGCCAGGGACUUUGAAUUUUUUCAUGUGAGGAAGCUAUAUAGCUAAAAAAAACUGUAGCCACACAAUAUAAUUAUUGUCUCUCUUUGUUGCAAAUAAAAAAUGAUGUACGUCCUUAACAAAACAAUGAAAUUAUUGCUUCCUUAGCAACACAGUAUGACCAGAUGGCAAAGGCCCUUGACUUCGAGCCACCUUCCCCUCACUGCUGUGGGUUCAAGUCCCACCAGGGACAUUUGAUUCUUUCAUGAGAUCUCCCUCUACCAGUGUAAAGCUAUAAUGUCGCCACAUGAUUGUGCUAUAAUGUCGCCAUAUGUUUGUUGCAUGUUUAUUUAUUCUUCAUUUAUGUUUCGUACAAGAUCAGUUUAAUAACAAUAUACAAAUGUAAUGGAAAAAAGUAACUGUUAUACUAGUAUAUCACUUUAAAUUAUGUUGUAAUGAUUAUCAAAUAUUACAAGUUGAUUUAAAUACUCGACAGCUUAUACCUUCAUGAUCUAUGUAUGAUUUCCUUGUUAUUGUUGAUGAUAAUAAAGUCAUAUAAUAUAUUGAAAUUCAGAAUAUGUUUUUCUUUCUUUCUUUAUCUUUUAAGCAGCAAUAGAUACAACCAGUGCAAAGCAAGACAGGAGUGUGUUGUCUAAUCAUAAUUUGCCCUGCUGACUAUUCAAUCAGUUGAUAUGUUGAUAUAUCAUGGAAAGAUUACCUACUUCUGGAAAUAUAUAAAGGAAGGAAAAAUGUCACAGUUACACAAUUUAUUACAUACUUAUAGAUGAAAUAUUGAGAAAUAUUGAUGAAUAAAAUGCGUAUUUUUAUUUUCUCUGGUGUCUAGACGGACUUCUUUCUUUUAAUUUCUGCCAGUACACAACAUUUAAUGGAAAGUCUUUAAAAUUGCAAUGUCAGAAAAGAGGAAAAUGUAUAUAAUAAACAGAAAAUUUAAGCUUUUUUCUGUAACCACAUGAUUUAUUUUCAUCUUGUGGCAUGAAAAUUAACAUAUUUCACUUGUGGCUACCGCCACUCAUGAAAUAUUUAUUU